Messenger RNA from Haliotis rubra (blacklip abalone), 1423 nucleotides. RefSeq names its product carbonic anhydrase 7-like. The record is from RefSeq and is a predicted model, not a curated record. Gene Ontology annotation, cellular component: cytoplasm. Bases 256 to 1281 code for a protein of 341 amino acids. Lineage: Eukaryota; Metazoa; Mollusca; Gastropoda; Lepetellida; Haliotidae. The transcript has 7 exons. Gene Ontology annotation, molecular function: zinc ion binding; carbonate dehydratase activity.
CUGGUUGAUCUCCUGCACGCGUCAUGCAUCAACUUGUGGUUGCAUGUACAUCAACACGGAAACGUUGUCGCGCCUUGUCAUGUUGGUGAAGUUUUAUGAUGAAUGAGAUUGUAAACAGCAUAUACACCCUGCUCUUUGAUCCGCGGACGUCCCGAAACGUUUCAGGAUCUAGAAUUUAAAGUUGACACAAACACAUUCCACAUCUGAUGGAAGGGUAACGUCAUUAGUCACACAAGAGUAACGUCAUUCGUCACGAUGCAUGUUGCAGGGGCGUCUUCCUUCCCAUUGAGCUCCUCGCACGGCGUAAAAUGUUCCAGUUGUUGUGUUUCUUUUCUAAUGGAAACGUUAAGCGUUUUGUUAAUGACUUUCUUCACAAUUUCUCAUGGCUAUACACCGUACCGAAGAUUUAAUACGUACAACGCAGGUCAGCGUUUGCGUCUGUGUACGUCGGUGUCGAAGUCGUCCUUCGGAUACAAGAUGUUCGCAUCAAAUGGUCCACUGCGAUGGCACGUGAUCUCUCCCUGCUGUAGGGGAGGGAAGCAGUCUCCCGUACAUCUGACUACUCUGGGGGCAGCCUGCGGUCAGCCCUACACUCUCACAUACAGACAGCCUCAAGCUACAUGCGUGUCGUCAGUCACAUAUAACGAUGGGCAAACAGCUUCAAUGACCUUUCCCAAAGGGAGACUGUCUCUAUAUGACGUGCCCCACCGUGAGGGCAGCAGGUUCACCCUGGGGGAGAUACACUACCAUGCCGGCAUCACAGAGGACACAGGCUCCGAGCACUGGGUGGAGGACACAGGGUACGGGGCAGAGAUUCAUCUUGUGCACUAUAACAGGAAGUAUAGCGGUAUAACGGAGGCGACGGCCAAACGGGAUGGACUUGUGGUCAUUGCAGUCCUUAUACAGGAAGCCAGAACAACCCCAAACAGCCAGUUAAGACGAUAUGUCCGACUGGUGUCAAGGUUAAAAGCAAACGAUGCGAAACUCAAGGCAUCAAUGAGGCCUCUCCGGCUACUCCCGCGCAGUAAGGAGUUCUUCAUGUAUGAGGGUUCGCUCACGUCUCCGCCAUGUUCGGAGUCAGUACUGUGGCUCGUUAUGAGGUACCCAUUACAGCUGAGUGCAAGAGGGUUGGAGAUGUUGAGGAACCUUCCACUGAAAAAUGGGCAAGUGUUGGCGACGUAUACAAACGUCCGCCCCGGACAAGAACUCAACAACAGGCUUGUUGAAACCAAUUUCCCUUGUUUGGAUCGUCUCGGUAUCUUUAACUCCCCGCACAUUUAACGGAAGUGUGUUUGAAAAAAAAUCGAAGGUCAUUCUUGAUAUGACAUGACAUGGACAUGUGUUAUGUCAAAGACGUUUGCCGUUUAUGUUUAAGCAUACAUGCCAGUGAUGCAAUUCCCUACUAGUACAGUAUUGCCUAUAU